This is a messenger RNA of Closterium sp. NIES-67, 518 nucleotides long. NCBI's taxonomy places the organism in Eukaryota, Viridiplantae, Streptophyta, Zygnematophyceae, Desmidiales, Closteriaceae. The record is from the annotation of a GenBank genome assembly.
CUGCAACAUGCACCCCAUAGAGUGGGAGAGUGAGAGAGAGAGAGAGGGAGGGGGGGAGAGAGAGAGAGAGAGAGAGAGAGAGAGAGAGAGAGAGAGAGAGAGAGAGAGAGAGAGAGAGAGAGAGGGAGAGAGAGAGUGUGUGUGUGUGAGAGAGAGAGAGAGAGAGAGAGAGAGAGAGAGAGAGAGAGAGAGAGAGAGAGAGAGAGAGAGAGCGUGUGGGUGUGUGUGUGUGUGUGAGAGAGAGAGAGAGAGAGAGAGAGAGAGAGAGAGAGAGAGAGAGAGCGAGAGAGAGAGAAAGAGGGAGAGAGAGGGAGAGAGAGGGAGAGGGAGAGAGAGAGAGAGAGAGAGAGAGAGAGAGAGAGAGAGAGAGAGAGAGAGAGAGAGAGAGAGAGCGAGAGAGAGAGAGAGAGGGAGAGAGAGGGAGAGGGAGAGAGAGAGAGAGAGAGAGAGAGAGAGAGAGAGAGAGAGAGAGAGAGAGUGAGAGAGAGGGGGGGGGAUGAGCUGAAACUUUCGAAUGG